AUGAUAUCCGGUUUUGCCAGAGCGGGUGCUGUGCUACAAGAACAAAAAUAUACGAAAAUAGCCGAACAAGCACUCGGUUUUAUACGACAAAAUAUGUUUAAAAAUGAUCGAUUAUUGAGAGCAUGUUAUAUUGGAGAUAAUAACAAAGUUGAAUACACUUCAUCGUUAGUAAAUGGAUUUCUUGAAGAUUAUUCUUAUGUGAUUCAAUCAGCUAUUGAUUUAUAUGAAACGAAUUUCGAUUCAGAAAUAUUAGAAUUUGCGUAUAAAUUACAAAUGCAACAAAACGAUCAUUUUUGGGAUAAGGAAAAACUUCGUUAUUUGAGUACAGAUGGAAAGGAUGAAUCAAUUAUAUUGCGUUUGUCCGAAGAUCAUGAUGGAGCUGAACCAUCACCAAAUUCUAUUUCAACAUUAAAUCUUAUUCGUUUGAAUCAAUAUUUUAAUGAUCAAACAUUUUCAUCGUAUAUAACAAACAUUUUUAAAUCUUACGGUAAACGUUUAGAAAAAGCACCUAUGGUAAUGCCAGCUUUGAUUCGUGCCUAUGAUAUAUAUACGUACGGUUUGAAUGAAAUUAUUAUUUUAUCUCCAUCAGAUGAUCAACUUUCUACAAAUGAAUUUAUUCGUUUAAUUCAAACAAGUUACUUACCGAACACAAUUGUUCUAUACUUAAAUUCUGAUAAUAAUUCAUUAUUCAAAUACAAUCAAGUAUCAAAAGAUUUAUUCAAAAAUUAUGAUAAAAAGAAAAUAAACGUACAUAUAUGUAAGAAUUUUCAAUGUGAAUUACCAAUUACAACGGUAGAAGAAUUUGAAAAGAAAUUAAAACCAUAUAAACGUUGA
Molecule: messenger RNA, 834 nt
Organism: Didymodactylos carnosus
Lineage: Eukaryota; Metazoa; Rotifera; Eurotatoria; Philodinida; Philodinidae
Source: the annotation of a GenBank genome assembly